This is a messenger RNA of Lachancea thermotolerans CBS 6340, 918 nucleotides long. RefSeq names its product KLTH0D08118p. The transcript has a single exon. Bases 1 to 918 code for a protein of 305 amino acids. The record is from RefSeq and is a predicted model, not a curated record. NCBI's taxonomy places the organism in Eukaryota, Fungi, Ascomycota, Saccharomycetes, Saccharomycetales, Saccharomycetaceae.
AUGAAGCUCACAAGUUUCCUCAACGCAUGUUUAGUCAUAGCGCUUCCGGUUAGAAUAUGUUCUGCAACAGCGCUGGAAGCCCAAGAUGCUCAAUUGAGGCAGACAGAAAUUCUAAAUUCGUGGAACGCAACGACGACAAAGUGCCAAGAUAGGACAGUGCCGUUAAUUGACAAGGCACUUUCGUAUAAAUUCAGCGUGGACAGCCUUGAGCGCGGCGUUUCCAGUGCACUUUCUACACUCCGUGCAUCGCUCCAAGGCAAAGACGAAUUUUGUGCCCUUGACAUCGUGCGCGUUGCUACUGAGCAAAUGCGUUGGAUGUCCCUCAGCGACGUAGACUUUUCUACCAAAAUCUCGUUCGCAGCGCAGUUUUCGCAGGUGAAAACCAUUUACUACAGUGUCCCCAUGCUGCGCCAGCUACACCGCUGUGUCUCCUACGCAGUGGCAUCAACAGCCGACAGUGUCCAAUGGAAGGGUUUCAUAGGCGAGGCAGCCAAGGCGUGGUAUCGGCUCAUAUCCAACAGUGCCUCCGGCCGGGAUCUAAGCCAAGCGGUCGAGCUGGUCCAAAAUUCAAGCAAGCUUCAAAAAAUAUUAGCGAAAGCGAGAGACGAGUGGGUGCUCGCCGCGCCACUCUGCGAAAGGCACCAGGAUGUGCACACCAAUCAUAUUAAUCUAGAAAAUGCUGCGUCGCGUGUGGCAGCCUUCCACGGACCGAAACCCGGCGACGCACCCUCUCUUCUCGCGUCCAAAGACGAGGAAGACAACCAUACAGUACAAGGUGGUUCAGUGACCCAUGCUGGUUCUAUGACACACGUGCCAGUUAACAGCAACGAAUCCUCGGGGGUGGUCUUGAGAAAGAUCUCUUCAUGGUCUGUGAUGGGCGCCGUAGUUGUCGUCCUCAGCGGCGUGGCCCUUUUCUGA